AUGUUUGCUUGUCCCUCUUCUUGGUCUUUGCAGGUGGACGGCCGACACGUCAGUCUGCCCUAUUUGAAAGGUCCCCAAGAAGUGCGUGUCUACGACACUCCGGAGGGUCUACAGUUGAUCUCGCCGUUCUGCGGUCUUUCUGUCUCGCAACUGGCGUUGCGCAUCUCGCUCCACGGCGAGCACAGUUACGCGAUAGUGAAACUGCAUGAGCGCUAUCAUUUCGCGCGUCUGGACGGAGCCUGUGGCGUCUGUCGGGCUCAUGUGGCCCGGUACGACGUGGACAGAAUGAGCCGCGGCGCGUCGACGGGUCUGUUGAGUGGACAAAGUGGCGUCGGUGUCGUGGAGAAGGCGGGAACAACGCGUCCGAGGAUCCAGUUCGUCUGGAGCGGCGGAGACGAGUGCAGAACUACGAGCGCAAGUCAGCUCACCUCCAACAGCAGCCUCUCGGCCAUCUCGAAGACCUCCACCUCGGCCGACGAACGACUCAACUUUUGUCCGCCAGGCCUGAAACGUGCCUGCUAUCGCUUGGAUGCCUCGAACGGAUUGAGUCCGUUCGCUCAAUGUUCUGGCCAACUGUUGCACGCAUUCCAUUCACUCUGCCUGGCCGACGUCUGCGAAACCAACUCGGCCUGGAAGCAUGGUCGUGAGGCGCACACAUUGGCCUGCAGAUCACAUCUUCUCGCCGCCAAGGCCUGUUUGCAUCAGGCCGGCACAAGCAGACGGCUGCUGACGGAAUGGAGAUCCAUCGACUUUUGUCGUAAGUCACAGCGACGGUAG
Molecule: messenger RNA, 777 nt
Organism: Protopolystoma xenopodis
Lineage: Eukaryota; Metazoa; Platyhelminthes; Monogenea; Polystomatidea; Polystomatidae
Source: the annotation of a GenBank genome assembly